AACGCCUAGCGCCUGAACAGCUGAGUGGAACCUUUGGACUUUCUAUCGUCUUAUUACCGAGAUCAACCAUGUUUGCCAGCAACACGCGUAACUUAAUGCGCAGCAGCUUUUUGCAGCGCUGCAAGAGCACUUUGGUGGUGGCCGAGCACAACAACGAGGCUCUCAACCCAAUCACCCUGAACACCAUUUCGGCGGCCAAGAAGAUCGGCGGUGACGUGACAGUUCUUGUGGCAGGCACCAAAUGCGGACCCGCCUCCGAAGCUCUGGCCAAGGUGGAGGGCGUGACCAAGGUUCUGGUAGCUGAGAAUGCCGCCUUCAAGGGAUUCACACCCGAGUCCCUGACGCCCCUGGUCGUGGCCGCCCAGGCGCAGUUCAAAUUCACCCACAUCCUGGCUGGAGCCUCAGCUUUUGGCAAGAACGUGCUGCCCCGCGUGGCCGCCAAGCUGGAUGUGUCGCCCAUUUCGGAGGUGAUCGACAUCAAGUCCGAGGACACCUUUGUGCGCACCAUCUACGCCGGCAAUGCGAUCCUCACCCUCAAGUCGAAGGACCCCAUCAAGGUGCUUACUGUGCGUAGCACCAACUUCCAGCCAGCGGCUACCAGCGGAGGCAGUGGCGCUGUGGAGCAGGCCGCAGCCGGCGACUACGCCAGCAGCUUGUCUGAAUUCGUCAGCCAGGAACUGACCAAAUCCGACCGUCCCGAGCUGGCGGGCGCCAAGGUUAUCAUCUCCGGCGGACGCGGCCUCAAGUCCGGCGAUAACUUCAAGUUGCUCUACGAUCUGGCCGAUAAGUUCGGCGCUGCUGUCGGCGCCUCCCGUGCCGCCGUCGACGCUGGAUUCGUGCCCAACGAUCUGCAGAUUGGACAGACGGGCAAAAUCGUGGCUCCGGACCUAUACAUUGCCGUUGGCAUUUCUGGCGCCAUCCAGCAUUUGGCCGGCAUGAAGGACUCGAAGACCAUUGUGGCCAUCAACAAGGAUCCCGAGGCACCCAUCUUCCAGGUGGCCGACAUCGGCAUCGUUGCGGAUCUCUUCAAGGCCGUGCCCGAGCUGACGGGCAAGUUGUAACCGCGCCACGUGUUGUAGCAUAAAUACCCGAUCAGAUUCUAUGAUCAAGAAUUGAGAACUA
Drosophila pseudoobscura is the source of this 1122-nucleotide messenger RNA. It is a transcript of the gene wal, whose product is annotated as electron transfer flavoprotein subunit alpha wal. The coding region runs from base 69 to 1061 and encodes 330 amino acids. The transcript is spliced from 4 exons. Gene Ontology annotation, cellular component: mitochondrion. NCBI's taxonomy places the organism in Eukaryota, Metazoa, Arthropoda, Insecta, Diptera, Drosophilidae. Gene Ontology annotation, biological process: fatty acid beta-oxidation using acyl-CoA dehydrogenase. Gene Ontology annotation, molecular function: electron transfer activity; flavin adenine dinucleotide binding. The record is from RefSeq and is a predicted model, not a curated record.